AUGUGGACGGUUUCUCAGCAAGGGGUUGAGUUUCGGAGAGGUGGGUGGAGGCUGAGGCGGCGGCUCUUGAGGGUUUUGUGCAGUGGCGUGACGGUUUCUCUUUCGUCGAAAGGUGGAUUGGGUACUUUGGCCGGCGGGUCAAGAGAUUGCCAGGUUGUUGUUUGA
Messenger RNA from Prunus armeniaca (apricot), 165 nucleotides. Lineage: Eukaryota; Viridiplantae; Streptophyta; Magnoliopsida; Rosales; Rosaceae. The record is from the annotation of a GenBank genome assembly.